Molecule: messenger RNA, 559 nt
Organism: Ambispora leptoticha
Lineage: Eukaryota; Fungi; Glomeromycota; Glomeromycetes; Archaeosporales; Ambisporaceae
Source: the annotation of a GenBank genome assembly
AUGUCUUUUCCACCCAAGAGAUCUUUUGACUUACCUUCGACGCAAUACGCAACGUCGAGUAUUAAAUCAAGCGCUAACCAGCUAGUAGACUUACCAGAUCUACGCGAGUAUGACGAGACACUUGGUGCUUCGAUAGAUCAGCUUGCUUCGACUUUAACGCCGUUUCUUGAGACUCCUCUCAGUGAAAUUGGCGCGAGAUUGGAUCUUAUUGAACGGGCAAAAUUGCACGCGAUGCAUACACAAAUGAUUACUUCGUUAAUAGCCAAUUUAACUUUUAUUUUAUUGAAAUCUGAAAUACAAUUACCCGCCUCUCCUUUAAUACAACAUUUCUUUAUAUUGAUCUUGUCAGUUUAUCUUCGAGUUUGUGGGAUUGACCCAUCAGCACCGCAUCCAAUAAAAGAACAAAUGGAUCGCGUUUUACAAUACGGCACGAAAAUAGAACAUACAGUCAAUCCACCAAAACCAACCUUAAGAAUAGAUAACAAAGCGGCAGCUCGAUUCAUAAUGCGGGGUGUAAAAAAUUCCGAGCGAAAAAAUGAUUCUGAAUCUCCAAAACAUG